Chara braunii is the source of this 3495-nucleotide messenger RNA. The record is from the annotation of a GenBank genome assembly. NCBI's taxonomy places the organism in Eukaryota, Viridiplantae, Streptophyta, Charophyceae, Charales, Characeae.
UCCAGACCCUACAGCAGGGAGAAGAGAGAAGAUUAAGGGCUGAAGCUAGGGCCCGUAAUCUUGAGGCUGCAAGAGAAGCAACAGCCGCUUGGGCGGUAGCAAUGAGUAAUGCUACUUCCGCAGCAACUGCUGCGAACUCAACUGGUCAAGGGCUAGGCAUGCCUACCAGUUCACAGUCAAUCUCCAGUACAUCAGGGAUUGGCACUACUCAAAUGGUGGGCUCGCAGUUCAGUUCGCCGCCUACACGCACCCGGGAGCAGAUGGAGCUCCAGCAAGUAGAGAGGAUCCGCUUAAGGUUAGAGGAGGAACUUACACAAGCUACUAAGAGAGAGAAAGAGACCAAAGAUAGAAGUGCUAGACUACAGGGCAGGGAGGCAGAUCACGCUGCGUUAGAAGGAUUAGAUGACUCGGCCCUCAGCAACAAUGAAACGAUUCUGAAGGCGAGCAUCCUGUCCAUGCAUGCAUACAUGGACAGUAAACUGGAUGCAAUCCAGGACACCUUGGACCAGAUCCUGAAUGCUAUGCACAAGCCAGGGAUCCGGCCAGCAGCGUUACCAUCGCUGCCACUCUCAGCGAUGACAGGCCUCUAUGCCGCUCAGUCUACACCACCACCAAGUGUUUCAUCAACAGUAGCACUAUCUCAGACAGUUGCUUCUUCUGGUCCAGCGACUGUUGCUACACCACAGUCGCCACCUGUCUCGCAAGCGGGACAGCAAUAUCCUUGGUAUCCCAAGACCCCACUGAACCCACCUGCAACCUUCUCAGGAGAUAAGAAGGAUGAGGCUCUCGACACAUGGUUGAGAACGGUGCCAGUGUGGGUAAGGGCAAAGAGGACAUUGGUAGAAGAGGAAGUGAUUACUGUUGCAUCCUACUUAGAGGGUUCAGCAGCCCGUUGGCUAAACGGAUUAGUUGCUUCAAAGGGUUUCGCCAGGAACAUGCAUGAUUGGGCGCAGGCCCAUACUCUUGAAAGCUUUACGGAUUUAGUGGAGGCUCGUUGGCACAACCCUCAGCAGGCACAGAUAGCCACUGACGGGCUCUUGAAACUUGAUACUAGAAAGUACAAGUCAAUGCGGGAACUUACCACAGCCGUAGAGCGUCUGAUCGUCGUCCCGGGAGUGGAGUACAAUCCACAGGUCUUGCUGACCAUGCUCCUGAGAUGUCUUCCCACAGACAUUAGGAACUUAUUAGCCAGCGAGGCUCGACGCGAGUAUCACACCUUUGAGUCAUUCAGCAAGAAGGCCAUAGACUUAGAGGCUACGCUGGGAGUCGUCGAUAGGGAGAUUGUCCAUGCCAUAGAGAUUAUCCCAGGGACUAAAACACCUAAGGGUAGAAUCUAUAGGAUGGCUCCAGCCGAGUUGGACGAACUUCGGCGGCAACUGAAAGAGCUCACAGAGAAGGGUUGGAUCCGGCCUAGCACUUCCCCCUUUGGCUCACCAGUAUUGUUUGUUCCAAAGAAAGGAGGAACACUCAGGAUGUGCAUUGAUUACAAAGGCCUCAAUGACAUCACCGUUAAGAACGAAGAGCCUCUACCACGCAUCGACGACUUAUUGGAUAGGGUGCAGGGGUGUAAGUACUACACAAAGAUAGACUUAAAAUCCGGCUACCAUCGGAUUGCCAUAAGACCAGAGGACCAGCACAAAACCGCAUUUCAGACCAGGUACGGUCUGUACGAGUUUGUGGUGAUGCCCUUUGGCCUUUGCAAUGCGCCGGGUACAUUCCAGCACGCCAUGAAUAGGAUCUUCCAUGACUACUUGGACAAGUUUGUUGUCGUGUACCUCGACGACAUACUUAUCUUUAGUAGAUCUGUCGAGGAGCACGCUCAGCAUGUAGACACUGUACUUUCACACCUUCGGCAGCACAACUAUAAGAUAAACUCUGAGAAAUGCGAGUUUGGUCGCACUCGAAUCUUGUACUUGGGUCAUGAGGUAUCCGCGGAUGGGAUUAGGCCCAAAGAUGCGAAGGUGGCUAGCAUUCCAAACUGGCCACGACCCCAGUCUGUGACCGAGGCCAGAUCAUUCUUAGGAAUGUGUGGUUAUUACCGCAAUUUCGUAAAGAAUUAUAAUACGAUCACAUCUCCCUUGACUGAUCUAACUCGUCUUGACACACCAUGGGACUGGACCGACGAGUGUGAGGCAGCUUUCAAGUGUUUGAAGCAUGCUCUCACGCAUCAUGAAGUUCUCAUGGUACCCGACCCGCAAAGGUCAUUCGUUGUAACCACUGACGCAAGCCAAUAUGGGAUUGGCGCAGUGCUGGCUCAGCAGGAAGGGAAGAAGUUGAGACAGAUCGAGUACAUGAGCAAAAAGAUGUCAUCAAAGAAGUUGGCAAAGUCCACCUAUGAGAUGGAACUCUACGCUCUUUACAAGGCACUUGUCCAUUGGAGGCACUAUCUAUUAGGAAGGUCUGUCAGCGGGACAAGUCGCGGACUCAAGCUCCGCUUGGGUUACUUACCCAUUCCUGCUGGCCCAGGGCAGAAAAUCUCCAUGGACUUCAUGGAUACUCUUGUGACCAGCAAGAAUGGCAAGAAUGGCAAGAGGCACAUCUUCGUCAUAGUGGAUAGGUUCACUAAGUACACUAGACUAAUCGCCAUGCCAGAGACUGCCAGGAUUGAGCACGUCAUCAAGUUGUUCAUGGACAACUGGGUGCGUGAUCUUGGAUUGCCUACGACUAUCGUUAGUGAUAGAGAUGUCCGUUUCACUAGUGAGAUGUGGAAGAAUGCCGCUGAACAGAUGGGCAGCCAGCUUCAGAUGACUUCUGGGAAUCAUCCCGAAGCAAAUGGGCAGGCUGAACAGAUGAACCGAGUGGUGCAGCAUCUGCUGAGGCAUUACAUCAAGCCCAGCCAGGAUGACUGGGAUGAGAAGUUACCUCUCAUCGCCAGUCUGUACAACAACGUUGUACACAGCACCAUCGGUCAGACUAUCGAACACAUUAAGAAAUCUCAGGAGGUCAUGAUUGCUUCUGAGAACAAGCGUCGUCGACAGUCCAUAUUUCAGGUAGGGGAACGUGUCUGGGUCAAGGCUAGUGAACUAGGACAGGAGUUUGGCAUUUCUAGGAAACUAAUGCCACAGUAUUUUGGUCCCUGGGAAGUCCUGGAUAUCGUGGGGAAUGAUUUGGAUGGUCCCUCGUACGUUAUUCGUAUCCCUGGUCACUUACGCACUUACCCUGUUUUCCACGCUUCCAAACUUGCACCUUUUGCUGAGAUAGCACAGUUCCCAUCACGGAGAUCUAUGCUGCCCCCAACCAUGGAUGGCCACGUGGACGUCGACGACAUCCUGGAUCACAGAGAUACGCCUGUUCCUAAGCCACCUGGCAGGGGAAGACCUCCCAAACCUGUGAGGGAAUACAGAGUACAUUUCAGGCAUCAUACAGAUCCGAAGGAAGAUCGAUGGAUUUCAAGAAAGGAACUUGUCAAGACAGCUCCUCAGAUCGUGGCCGAUUAUGUGAAAAGACUGAAGGGGAAGGCACCAGCAUGAAGCAUCUCAGCGAACUUUCGAAGCU